Messenger RNA from Rhizophagus irregularis DAOM 181602=DAOM 197198, 829 nucleotides. The record is from RefSeq and is a predicted model, not a curated record. NCBI's taxonomy places the organism in Eukaryota, Fungi, Glomeromycota, Glomeromycetes, Glomerales, Glomeraceae.
GAUCAAAUAUUAUAUCUCGAUGUAUCUAAACCAUUUAAUACAGUCAAUCCACCAUUUGAAGAAAUAAUAAAUGUACCAAUUCCAUUUGGAAGUUCAUUUGCAACAGCAUUUCUUAGCCCUCAAAAAAAUGUAAUUUAUUUAUUUGGAGGAACUAUAAACAAGUUUUACAUUCAUAUAAUUUAGAAACUCGUGAAUGGACUAUACCAACAACAAAUGACGAAGUAGCAAGAAAAGAACGAAUUAAUGGUGUCAUUAAUAAAGAAACUGGAAAAUUUUAUGUUUUUAGUGGAUUGGAACGAACACCUGAUCAAAUUUUAUUUUAUACUAGUAUUAUGAUUGUUUUUGAUACUAUUUCUUUAACAUGGUCAACAGGUUCUACAAUAAAUGCCCCAUCUCCCCGUUUAAGUUAUACUGCUACCUUGUUAUCUAAUGGAAUUAUUGUUUUUAUUGGUGGAAUUGAAACUAAUGAUGUUGACAUAAAUCAGCUUGCCCUUUAUGAUACGAAAGUUAACAAGUGGUCAUUAAUGACUGCACGAGGUGUUACUUUGGAAAAUCGUAAUUCACAUUCCGCAGUUCUAACACCAGAUGAAAGAAUAAUUAUUUUUGGUGGGCUCUAAUGAACCAGUUCUAAAUCAACUUGCUGUAUUAAAUACAAAGACGACACCAUAUGAAUAGUCAAUUCCACAAGUUUCUGCCAUAGGUAAUAAGCCUUUAACAACUUCUGCACAUUCGGCUACAUUAGUUGAUAAUUAUAUGUUUAUAAAUUUUGGUACCAUAACAAAUUAUUCUGAAACACAGUUACUACCGUUUUUUUAUAUUCUUGACAUAA